Messenger RNA from Oppia nitens, 1051 nucleotides. Its product is annotated as protein XRP2-like. The transcript has 7 exons. Gene Ontology annotation, molecular function: GTPase activator activity. Lineage: Eukaryota; Metazoa; Arthropoda; Arachnida; Sarcoptiformes; Oppiidae. The coding region runs from base 14 to 1009 and encodes 331 amino acids. The record is from RefSeq and is a predicted model, not a curated record. Gene Ontology annotation, biological process: post-Golgi vesicle-mediated transport. Gene Ontology annotation, cellular component: cilium; periciliary membrane compartment.
AGUCAUCUGAGUAAUGGGUUGUCUUAAUUCAAAAGACAAGCCCCCGGUUGUUGUCGACGAUGAUAAUGUAAAUCACUAUUCAUGGUCAGACAAAAGCAAAGUAAACCCAAAGGACUAUACGAUAGAAAAUGGCAAAUAUGAGACAUUUAUUAGGAAACCGGGAGAUAUAGUCGGACAACAAUUUAUUAUUGAAAACUGCGAGUUCACUAAUAUUGCACUUUUUGAUUAUAUUAAUACCAUUACUAUUGAUGAAUGCAAUAAUUGCACAAUUUUUAUUGGACCAACUAUUGGCAGUGUUGUCCUACGAAACUGUGUCAGUUGUCACAUAAUGUGUUGCGCCCAACAAUUCCGGUCUCGGGAUUGUAAAAAUAUUGAUAUUUUCCUCUACUGUGCCACACAACCGGCCAUCGAGUCCUGCUAUGAUCUCACGUUUGGCUGCUUUUCGGCAAAUUAUAAAGGAUUAGAAGAUCAAUUUAAAAAAGCAAAUCUAAGUGUUUUAAAUAACAAUUGGACUAAUAUUUAUGAUUUUACUCUUAACGACGGCGAACAACACUGGAGUUUAUUUGCAAAUUCUGUAAAAGCUGAAGACUAUUUCUCUGGAAUACCCAAUGAUAAUGAUAUUGACUUAUCAUUCAAUUCUACCGCAAGUAUUGUCCCCAAAACAGUUGGUCCAAUGCCCACCACAUUAGGUAUUAGCGGUGAACUUUGUCUUGCGGUCAUUAUAGCCGGAGAACAGACUUUAAAGACUGCCAUCUCUUUAAUCAAUGACAUGAAAAAUGAAUCAGAGAUAUAUUUGCUGAAAACCAAAGAAUUCAAUGCCAUUACCACAGAAUCUCAACUCAUGUUUGAUGUCGAACCCAAUCAAGUGAUUGUCGCUCUUCUAUAUAAAGGUCUCGAUUGUAUUAAAAGGAGUCAAAAUAUUGGUAAAGGAUAUUCUGGUGUUAUGUUUAUCACUGAUUUGAUGACAAUUUAUAAACAAAUGUCUGUCAUCUUUAAUACUAAUAAUUAAAUUUUAUAAUAUAUAUAAAUUGAAUAGUAUUUUAGAUGCAUU